UUUGAAUUUUCAGAUAGAAAAUGAAGAAUGUUUAUAGACUGGAGGCAGACGAGGAGCUGAGAAUUGAGGUUGAUUGUCCCAAGACGGAGAAGAUCAGCGUCGAGCUGAUGACCGGUGUGGCGGAGAUAUUCGGCACCGAGAUGGUUCAACACACUAAAUAUUAUUUUGCAGCCGGAGCCAAAAUAUCAGUAUUCACGUACCACGGUUGCACUGUAGAGGUAUCUGGGAACCUGGAGGUGGAACCCUACUCCUCGAAAGAGACGCCAAUGAUAAUCUACCUCAACACCCACGCUGCACUCGAACAGCUCAGACUUAAGGCGGAGCAGGAUACGGACAGUACUGCACGUGGUCCGAUAACCCUCCUCGUGGGGCCGACAGAUGUAGGCAAAUCUACGGUUUGCAGAAUCCUUCUCAACUACGCGGUCCGGAUGGGUCGGCGUCCUAUCUAUGUUGACCUAGAUGUAGGUCAGGGUAGUAUAUCUGUGCCAGGAUCAUUUGGAGCCCUGUUGGUGGAGCGGCAUGCUGGUAUAGAGGAGGGUUUCAGUCAAAACUCUCCUCUUGUUUACCACUACGGACACAAGACACCUGGACAUAAUCUUGUUCUGUUUAACCAACUCGUCUCAAAAAUAGCGGAUGUAGUGCGAGAUCGGUUAGCGGCAAACAAAAAAGCCCAAAUUUCAGGUGUGGUUAUAAACACAUGCGGCUGGGUGAAGGGAGAGGGAUACAACCAAAUUAAACACAUUGCUCAGGCUUUCGAGGUUGAUGUUAUCGUAGUAUUAGAUCAGGAAAGAAUAUACAACGAUUUAGUGCGCGAUAUGCCCAAGUUUGUGAAGGUAGUCUGGCAACCUAAAUCUGGGGGAGUAGUCAGCCACCAGAGAACAGAUCUUUGAGAUCUCAGAGUGAAGCAGUAUUUCUAUGGACCAACUGGGAACUUGUUCCCUCACAGUUUUGAUGUUCCUUUUUCAGAUCUUAAGGACAAGAUUUACAAGAUCGGAGCACCUGAGCUACCAGACUCUUGUCUACCCUUGGGGAUGAAAGUUUCAGACAAUAAAACAAAAUUAGUUGUGAUAAACCCGAACCCACGUGACCUGUUAAACCAUCUUCUAGCUGUAUCAUUUUCUGCUGUACCAGAGGAUGUUAUCACAACAAAUGUCGCAGGCUUCAUUGUGGUGACAGCUGUAAAUAUGGAAGAAAAGAAACUAACAGUGCUGAGUCCACAACCGAGACCUCUACCGGAUACCCUGCUCCUUCUUUCUGAUAUUCAAUUCGUGGACUCCGCCAUGUAACUGGUUUAUAUGUACUGUUAUUGUUUUUAUAUAUUUGUACUGCACUAAUUCAUAUUCACUGAUCAGGACUAUUUCAGA
This is a messenger RNA of Eurytemora carolleeae, 1364 nucleotides long. RefSeq names its product polyribonucleotide 5'-hydroxyl-kinase Clp1 (gene cbc). The coding region runs from base 21 to 890 and encodes 289 amino acids. Gene Ontology annotation, molecular function: polynucleotide 5'-hydroxyl-kinase activity. Gene Ontology annotation, biological process: tRNA splicing, via endonucleolytic cleavage and ligation. Gene Ontology annotation, cellular component: nucleus. Lineage: Eukaryota; Metazoa; Arthropoda; Copepoda; Calanoida; Temoridae. The record is from RefSeq and is a predicted model, not a curated record. The transcript has 15 exons.